CACCCGGUCGCGAGCGUGUGUGCGCGCCCGCCGCUCGCGUGAGGCGGGGGGCAGCGCGCGAGUGGUCGCGAGGUUGCCGGCCGGCCUGCCGCGGGCGGGCUCGCGCGCCCUGCCGGCCGCCGCCACCAUGUCCGCCGCCAUCGAGAAGGAGUUCCAGGAGAUCGACGCUACGAACGACUGGCAGGCGCGUUAUCUGGAAAUCCGACAUAAUUCCAGUGACUACCCUCACAGGGUUGCAAAAUAUCCAGAAAACAGAAAUCGAAACAGAUACAGAGAUGUUAGUCCAUAUGAUCAUAGUCGUGUAAAACUGCAGAACACUGAGAAUGACUAUAUCAAUGCCAGCCUCGUGGUCAUAGAAGAAGCCCAGAGAUACUAUAUUUUAACACAGGGUCCUCUACCUAAUACCUGUUGUCAUUUUUGGCUGAUGGUCUGGCAGCAGCAAACCAAAGCGGUUGUCAUGCUGAACAGAAUUGUCGAAAAAGAAUCGGUGAAGUGUGCACAAUACUGGCCAACAAAAGAAGAAGAAGUUAUGACAUUCAGUGAAACAGGUUUCCGUGUGAGGCUAGUAUCUGAAGACGUCAAAUCCUAUUACACAGUACAUCUACUGCAAUUAGAAAAUAUCAACAGUGGUGAGUCCAGGAUGAUCUCUCAUUUUCAUUAUACCACGUGGCCAGACUUCGGAGUUCCUGAAUCCCCAGCUUCAUUCCUGAACUUCCUGUUUAAAGUGAGAGAGUCUGGUUCACUGAGUCCCGAACACGGGCCUGCAGUAGUGCACUGCAGUGCAGGGAUAGGACGUUCUGGCACAUUUUCCUUAGUAGACACUUGUCUGGUUCUGAUGGAAAAAAAGGACCCAUAUUCUGUAGAUAUUAAGAAGGUAUUACUGGAUAUGAGAAAAUAUCGAAUGGGACUUAUUCAGACUCCUGAUCAACUAAGAUUUUCAUAUAUGGCUGUAAUAGAAGGAGCAAAAUUUAUAAUGGGGGAUUCAACUAUACAGAAACGGUGGAAGGAGCUCUCUAAGGAGGACCAAGCGCCACAUUCCGAGCAGUCUCCUCCACACCCAACUAAAAUAACCACAGAGAAGUACAAUGGGAACAGCAUAGGCCUGGAGAACAAAGAUCAGAUGGAGAAAGUAAACACUGACCUGUCCACUAAAGUUCAAGAUAUCACAGAUGGGAACAUUGAAAGUUCUGUCCGAAAACGACUGCGGGAGGAUAGAAAAGCAAACACAGCACAGAAGCUGCAGCAGAUGAAGCAGAAGCUAAAUGAGACUGAAAGAAAAAGAAAAAGGUGGUUAUAUUGGAAACCUAUUCUCACUAAGAUUGGGUUUGGUACACUGAUUUUAGUUGGUGCUUAUUCUUUCUGGAAAAUGUAUUUUCAAGAACAUUCCUUGUAAGUAAACAGUAAGCGUGACUGCUCCAACAGCUAAUUUUGCUGCAAGUUAAUGACUAGGGGUGUGACUUUAGGCAGUAAAUUCCUUACUCCUGGAAUGGGUACAGACUGUUACAUACAAUAGAGAAGUGAUGUAAACUUGAUCCCAUGUUGACAUCUCAGGACUUUCCACUGCAGGUACUGACAAAAUGAACCGCUGCCCCCCAACAGAGCUGAUGGUUUUUGUUUAUAUGAGCAGGUACAAACUUGCUGCAACUGUUUAUACACUUUUUAAAAUGGUAUUCUACGAGAUCUUAAACAAAGCUGAACCAUGGAGGUUUAGCUACUGAAGGCUGUCUGGAUUUAAAUUUACAUGCCUGACAUAAGCAAUAAACAAUGUUGUAUCAUUUACAUUAUUAAUGCAAAGAAGUUAUCCUUAAAUAUGUGUAAUGUACUAGUGACAUGAACUUAAACAUUUUAUAUUCUUACAACCUAGGAUAAAUAUAUUUUAUAAUUGCAUAUUUAAUCUUUUUGUAGUUCACUGUACUUUUAAAAGCUCAGUUUGUACAAAUUUCUGACCAAAAGAAUUUCAUUUUGAAACUAAAUGUAAUUAUAAUUUGUGCAUGCAAAGAACAGUGCAACCAUUCCCCGUAUUUUGUCUCUUCAGUUUGAAAUGAGCAGCUAGGGGUCUGAUGAAGCACUUGCCAAUUUCUACUCUGUUAAUUUGCAUUCCUUAUUUAUUUUUUGUAGUUUUCACUAUUUAAGUAAGGCAUAGAAAUUUUUUUUAAGACUUUUGACAACUUAGUCCCCUUAGUUAAUGUAUUCAGACUUCAGCUACUGUUUGAAAGCCAACAUUUCAAGUUCUGACAUUCCAUUAAAUGUGAGACAUAAUGCUUCGUGUGUCUAUAGAUUUUAAUUGCUAGAAAGAAUAAAAUUCGUUCAUCAGUGAUAGGUGUAAAAAAGCACAUCAAAGGAAACUAUAGUUGGACUUGCAAGGGUGGCUUUAGUAGGAAAGAAAUGUUGGUAGUGUUCUGCCAUACCCAGUUUGUUUGCCUGUACGAGCCACUUGGGUGGCUUCACAAAGUCUAGAACUGCUUUUCAGUUUCUCCAGCACUGUAUUAGAGACAUGGUGGUAAAACACUUGAUGACUAAUAUUUUGGGAAUACAUGUGCUACAGCCCCUUUAAAAUUAUCGAGCACUCCCUUUCCGUUCCUUGGGUGAUAACACUUCCUAAAUACUAAUUCAGCACAAAUCGCUUUCUGCCCUUUAAAUUAUCUUCCAAUCCAGAUGGUAUGUGGCUGUAUGUAGCUUUUUGUUCCAGUUGAGACCUAAUAAUUUGUAGAAUUGGAUUGUACUUUGAUAUAUGGAUUUUAUUUAUUCAAGCAUUGCCUUGUUGGGUGACUUCAGAGAAGUUAUGUUUUCUCCUUCUGUUUUCUAAGCUUGGUUGCUUUCUGUUGGGUGUGAGGUUUUGGGAGUUUUCUUCCCCCCCCCCUCCCAUUUUGUUAAUUGCUUCCUGGAUUUAUUGCUGAAAAAUACCAAAAGAGCUGGAUGGUUACUUUGUUCCUUAUUCAAAGGAAUUAACUUGAAAGUUUUCCAGAACAUCCAAGCUUUUUAGUAACAUAGGAGGCACAGGGCCCAGUUACUUUGACAUUUACUACACAAAGCUAAGUACAGUUUACUCUUUGAAAUUCUCAUUUCGCAAUAGCUAAUACUGUUUUGGACCACACUGUUUAUAUAGUAAACAAAUGCUAAAGGGUCCAGAUCAGGAAAACAAGUGCAGUUUCAUGCAGUUCUCAAUUCGGGAAAUUGUGCGUCAGCAGAACAAGACAAUUUGUUCCGUGGCAUUGCUGACCAAACGUGCAGCCCUAACAGCAAAAUGACUUGCUGACUGCUUUGACACAGUGUAGGCAGGCAGCUCACAUAUUUCAAGAUGUUUCACCGUUUUUAUAACUUUUAGCCAACAAGACUGUCAGAAGAUUUUUUUUUUGUUCUUUAAAUUGAGAAGACAGGUUUUUCAGUAUCAGCUGUAACUGUUAGUAGGUGUAAAUGUAUGUGCCUUAUAAAGAUAUUUUGGUUAUGGAAAAAUACAUGGAAUGUAAUUAAAUGCUUUUGUAACAGAAAUAUUCCAAAUUUUAUUCUAAAUACUUAAAAGCAGCUAAGGAAAAAGUGCAGGCGAAACCUUCACUGAUACCACACUGUCACUGAUUUCCCUUCUCUUGGCAUGAGAAGGAUUUCCUGGGCCACCAGUAUUCUACAGGCACUGAGCUCUGACUGCAACUUGUCAAGUUGUCACUGGAGUUUUUUCCUGAUUCCAUCUUCCAAAUUCUGGCUUUUCAGUUUUGUUGAUCCUCAGCAAGCAUUCCUCAUUUCAGGGUGGAACAGGGCAGGAGGUGGCCAUCUUGCAUCUCCUCACAUUCUCUUACCUUCUUGAUGCAAUAAAGCAGGACUUGCACAUUCAGCAGUUGUUCUGUAAAAGUUUAGUUGGAUUCUGUGAUUGCAAGUACCUUGGGAGUUUUAACUGUUAAUAGUUUAAGGAGGAUGAACUGAUAAAAGUCCUGGAUAAAACUACUUUGAACAGUGAAUUGUUCAUGGCAGUGUGAAAAUAGGAAAGACAAGCAAACAACAGGUCUCUUAGUACAUUCCAGGAAAUAAUUUGGAUAAAAGUCUUCCUCCUAGUCCAGCACUAAUCCUUAAAAUCCAAAAUCUGGAAGACACUUGUUCUUGCUGCACACUAAGCCCUUGUGAUACUUUGUUAUUCUGUGGGAUUUAAAUUUGCAGCAGUUUUGCACAACUUGGAUGUUAAAUAGGAACAACUAUUGGUCAAAAUGAAGAACUGUUGAUCCCAGGCACCCCUGUAAUAGGAAAUGAUUAAAGGGUGAAAUUAAAGGAUGUGCCUUCUGACCCCUCUCCUACCUCUCUCCACCCUGGUUUCUGGCAAGCUGCUGGCUGGUCCUGUGCUACUUCUAAAACAUUGUUGGGCUUGGUUCGAAGGGUUACUGUGUUUGGUUUUCCCCUGUAUUCUGGAAAUGCAUCAGUCAUAAUAUUUGAUGCAUAGUGGGCAUCUCUUGAAUUUGAUAAAACAGUUUGACUCUCAGAUGAACACUCAUGUACAAAUUAUGCACGUUUUCAUAAAAAAAAUACCUAGCAAACAUCUGGAUCUCCAUUGCAAGGAGUUUGCAGAGUUGGAAUUAGUUCUUUAGGUUUCCUGUUUAUGUUCUUGGUGCAGGGACAGUCCACUUAGAGUGACGGUACAUCUGUAUUUUCCUUGAAAUGUAUUAAGUAAAAUAAUUUAAUUCAGUGUGAAAUAGCAAUUUAAAAAAACCUAUGGAUUUAUUUUAUGGAAGUGAGAUGUUGCAAGUGAAACUUAGCUUAUUCUGUUAAACCUCGAGUAAAAUGGUUUACUGACAUCAGUUUAUAUCCCUCUGAAAAGGGAAGAGGCAUAAAUGUGUAUGCAUGUAUGUGUGACUGGAUCAUGCAGGCAAUUAAAAAGCCUGGCUAGCUUUAUGUUUAAUGAAUGUAAACCAAAUUAUUUAGUUUGCUGUUUGGCAUUAUAGUAAAACCUGAGACACUUGAGGACUGCACGAGAAAGUAUAUUAACGGUGGCAAAAGAGGAAGUCUUCUGCAUUGGCCGGGUGGCUUAAACCAGAGGACGGUAUUUGCAAAGUUGACGUAACACACAGUAGUCUUCCUGGGCUUUUUUUGUUUGCCCCUGAAGUUUUAAGUCAGUCUUUCAUUUUUAUGUACGAAAAAUAAAUGUGUUCAAAAUUGCAUCUCUGUCUGAGUCUUUAUUUAAAUUGGAAGGAUAAGUACUUGGAAGCCCUUUUUCAGUGUGUCAUAGCUGAUCGAGGAAAGCUGCUUUACGAAUCAGUGUAGCGCUCGCAGAACUCAGACGUGUGUUGCUUGUAGUAGCUUGGGGGUGUGGUGCUGUGAACACCAAGGUGUCUUUGUGUUCCUCGCAGUAGAUACUUACCUUGCCUAAGAGCGGACUGUCCAGUGCUGGGAUGUCCUCCUCUCUGCAGGAAACCUUUGCCUGUAAACAGUUAUUUCCGUGCUGCUGUGCCAGGGCUGGCCUACAAAGCCGUGAGAGGUGGUGUGUUUUGAGAUGCAGCCUGCCAUAAUCCCACUGAGGCCCAAGGAGACUCCUACAGUGCUUGGGGUUAAAUGUGUCAGGAAGGGGUUUGCUGGACUGAGACCUGUACUUGAAAAUCUCCAGCAAGGAUGUGCCGUAUACUGUCACAUGGAAAUACCUUCUGGAAAAGCAGCAGCUUUGCAAGAGUACUUGCUCUGAGGCAGUAGUUGCUCCAGGGAAUGCACAUGAGAAGCUGUUUGGUAUUGACAGCAGGCUGCAAACCUGCUGCUGGUUCUUAACAGUUCUUUUUUUUUGUUGUUAUUGUUUUUUUCCCCCCCUACUCUGUACUGAAUCGGUGACUUUCUUUUGGUUGUAUGUCGCAGGCCGAGACUGACUGACACCUAAGCCUUCGAGACUUGUGAAUAUUCUGCAGCUAUAAACUGCAAAUUAUUGACAUGCAAAGCGAGACAUGAGCCCCCUCUUCGGGAACAAAAAGUGAGGUCUGUUAAGUACCAAGAAGACCUCAGUUAUCUGUUUACAGCGUAAACUGCACCGAGGGGAUGAAGACCACCAGCAGCGAGUGCUACUUUGCAAAACGAAAUAAUUUGCCAUCUUGUGUUUUUUAUAAUGCCUGUAUUAAUGUAGAAAGAUGUAAAAGAAAUAAAUUAGGAAAUAUUUUGUUUUGUACUGCCA
Empidonax traillii (willow flycatcher) is the source of this 6130-nucleotide messenger RNA. RefSeq names its product protein tyrosine phosphatase, non-receptor type 2 (gene PTPN2). The transcript has 9 exons. Bases 128 to 1393 code for a protein of 421 amino acids. Gene Ontology annotation, molecular function: protein tyrosine phosphatase activity. Lineage: Eukaryota; Metazoa; Chordata; Aves; Passeriformes; Tyrannidae. Gene Ontology annotation, biological process: protein dephosphorylation. The record is from RefSeq and is a predicted model, not a curated record.